Molecule: messenger RNA, 1911 nt
Organism: Thamnophis sirtalis
Lineage: Eukaryota; Metazoa; Chordata; Lepidosauria; Squamata; Natricidae
Source: RefSeq, a predicted model, not a curated record
AUGGUGAACCUUUUCACUUUACAGCUUAUGAGUGCCAAAAACAUCAUGCAGAAUGCAUUAACAGGGCAGCGUCCUGGAAAAGUCAAACUUCCAGCUGUCACUGAACUUCUGGAGCAUGAGGUUUCUCUGGAGAUCUGUCUGGACACUGCAAAGUUGCUUCUUGAACACGAGAGAGAAGCCAUCGGAUUUGACUUUCUGAAAUCAGCAUCUCAGCUGUUUGAAAGAUCCCCGGAUGCUGGCAGAGUCCUUCUCUUUCGGAUCGAACUCCUGUUACAGAGAAGGAAGGAGCCACUUGCCAAGGGAAUGAUUGAAGAUGCCAUUGCGGCACACAGCAUAGGAAAGCAACUGCCUCCUGAAAUACUCAACCGUUUACACCUUGUUUUGUGGGACAGAGCAGCUAAGAGUUACGAGUCCAAGAGCUAUCCUGAAGCCCUUCAGUGGUACAACUACUCUCUCAGCUUUUAUGCAUCUGGAGAGAUAGACCAGCAGAACCUGGCAAAACUAUACAGAAACAUGGCUGCUUGCUAUCUCCACCUGAAAGAGCCUGGCGAGGCUAAUGAGGCUGUAAAGAAGGCUGAAAGAUACGACCCAAAUAGCAUCUUCACUCACUUCUAUGUUUAUAAAAUAGCAGUCUUAGAGAAAAAUACCCCCAAAGCUUGGGAGGCGUUCGUAGCAAUGGAGAAAUCGGCUGCAGAGUUCACAGUAGGCAAAGCCCUCACGGAAGGAUCUAUGGCCGCCAACCUUCUGAACUUAGCAGCUCAGUUUGCCUUGGAGAAUGAUCAACAGGUCAUGGCUAUUAAAGCCUUGGAGUAUUUAUCUCAACACUUGGAGGAUUGCCUGCAAGCGCUUACAGCAGUAAAGUGUUUGAUUCGACUUACAUUGUCGAAAGUGACAUCUGAAGAAGAGACGAUUAAAGAUAUGGAGACACUCCUAUCAUACUUGACAGCAGCUCACCGUAGACUUGAUGAGCUGCACAAAGAGGAAAAGGAGUUGCUGGAGAUCAGGGCCAGUGAAGCUCAGUGGUUCAGAAAGAUAGCUUGGAACUUGGCUGUGCGAUGUGAGGGCUGCUUAAAAGUGAUGAGAGGUUUCUUUAUAAUAUCCUUCAAGUUCUCCCAGUUUUGUCCCCUUGAUAAAGCAGUCCUGCUCGCUCAGAGAACGUGCCUGCUCAUGGCUGCUGCGGUGAAUCUGGACAUAAGCCGAAGCAAUUUGCUUCCUGCUGAUGAGGUAGAACUUGAAAGGAAUUCAAAGGUUAACUUUUGCAUUUUAGGACUAAUUUCCUCCUCAGGAAAGGCCUGCGAUUUCCCCAAGGACCCCACAGAUACAAUAUUACAGCUUUAUGAAUUUGAAGCCAGCGCCAAGCUGAAUUCCCCUGCCGUGCCCAGGCUGCUGGACGAAGUGCUGGCGCUUCCGCAGGUGGAGAUCAAGACUCUGCAAACCAUUGCUUCCCUGGCCAUGGAACCUCCCGCUCACUAUCCCUCCGUGUGCAAGAGGGCCCUCAGGAUGAUCUUGACUCUCCUCAGGAAAGGUGAAUCGAUUGAUGCCGUCGCCUACAGCAAAUGCCUGCACAGCUUGGUCCACCUUUCCCUGCCCUCCGGCCCCAUUGAGGCAGAUGUGUGUGUGCUGGAGGAGGCCUGGGCCUGUUUCGAAGACGCCCUGACCGUGUUGGACAACACAUCCAGUUAUCCAGAGGUGGAGAUAAUCUGGCUUAUGACUAGAGCUUGGAAUACAGGAAUAUACCAGUACUGUGCUGGGAAAUAUAAGGAGGCAGAGCAAUGGUGUGGCCUAGGAAUGCGGUUCUUGGCCUACCUGGGGACUUUGAAGGACAGCUACGAGAACCAGAUGGUCGGAGUUUACGGUGAGGUGCUGGACAAACUGGACAAAGCAAAGGGACUCCAUUCCAAAGAAGAGUGA